UAUAAACUUCUAUUUAUUGAUAGGCUUUGGUCAUUCGGUUAUGAAAUAUUUUGUGAUUUUGUGGAGAAAUAUUACCUAACACUUUAAAUGUAGAGACUUUUGUUACAAAUAAUAUGUUAUAAAUUUGAUUAAGUAGGUGUUUCCGGUUUCAUAUUGUGGGCGAUACACAUUUACGCAACAACACUUAAACUUAUGAAACAAAGGAGAAUAUAUGAGCCAAGGAUUGGUCUUAUAAGAAGAAAGGAAACUUGUACAUGAAGGUUUCGCUAGGCUUGAUUGAGUACCGCUGUACAGGUCCGUUUUUCCGUCUACAGGUUUCUCUAGGCAAGAAUGAGUACCGCUGUACACGUCCGUUGUCCCGUGUACAGGUGUAUCUAGGUAAGUUGGAGUACCGCUGUAAAAGUCCGUUGUCCCGUCUACAGGUUUCUCUAGGCUAGAUUGAGUACCGCUGUACAGGUCCGUUGUCCAUCCUACAUGUUUCUCUAGAUAUGAUGGAGUACCGCUGUACAAGUCCGUUGUCCCGCAUACAGGUUUCUCUAGGCAAGAUAAAGUACCGCUGUACAGGUCCGUUGCCGACCUACAGGUUUCUCUAGGCAGGAUGGAGUACCGCUGUACAGGUCCGUUGUCCGGCCUACAGGUUUCUCUAGGCAAGAUGGAGUACCGCUGUACAUGUCCGUUGUCCGACUUACAGUUUUCUACAGGUAAGAUGGAGUACCGCUGUACAGGUCCGUUGCCGGCCUACAGGUUCCUCUAGGCAAGAUAGAGUACCGCUGUACAGGUCCGUUGCCGGCCUACAGGUUUCUCUAGGCAAGAUGGAGUACCGCUGUACAGGUCCGUUGUCCGGCCUACAGGUUUCUCUAGGCAAUAUGGAGUACCGCUGUACAUGUCCGUUGUCCGACUUACAGGUUUCUACAGGUAAGAUGGAGUACCGCUACACAGGUCCGUCGUCCGGCCUACAUGUUUCUCUAGGCAAGAUGGAGUACCGCUGUACAGGUCCCUUGUCCGGCUUACAGGUUUCUAAAGGUAACAUGAAGUACCGCAGCAAAGGCCCGUCCUUGGCAUACGGGUUUCUCUAGGUAAGAUGUAGUACCGCUGUACAGGUCCGUUGCCGACCUACAGGUUUCUCUAGGCAGGAUGGAGUACCGCUGUACAGGUCCGUUGUCCGGCCUACAGGUUUCUCUAGGCAAGAUGGAGUACCGCUGUACAUGUCCGUUGUCCGACUUACAGGUUUCUCUAGGCAAGAUGGAGUACCGCUGUACAUGUCCGUUGUCCGGCCUACAGGUUUCUCUAGGCAAGAUGGAGUACCGCUGCACAUGUCCGUUGUCCGACUUACAGGUUUCUACAGGAAAGAUGGAGUUCCGCUGUACAGGUCCGUCGUCCGGCCUACAUGUUUCUCUAGGCAAGAUGAAGCACCGCUGUAAAGGUCCGUCGUCCGGCCUACAGGUUUAUCUAGGUAAGAUGGAGUACUGCUGUACAGGUCCGUUGUCCGGCCUACAGGUUUAUCUAGGCAUGAUGAUGUACCGCUGUCCAGGUUCGUUGUCCGGCCUACAGGUUUCUCUAGGUAAGGUGGAGUACCGCUCUUUUGAUACGUCGUCCGGGCUACAGGUUCUCGAGGUAAUAUAGAGUACCCCUGUACAGGUCCGUCGUCCAGCUUACAUAUUUAUUCUAGGUAAGAUGGAGUACCGCUGUAUAUGUCUUUCGUCCGGUUUAUAGGUGUGUAUAGGUAAGAUGAAAUACCAUCGAACAGGUCUGUCGGCCGGCCUUCAGGUUUACCUAGGUAAGAUGAUGUACCGCAGUAUAGGUCCGUCGUCCGUUUUACAGGUUUGUCUAGGUAAGAUGAUAUACCAUUGUACAUGUCCGUCGUUUGGCCUAAAGGUUCCUCUAGGUAAAAUGGAGUACCGCUGUACCGGUAGCUGAUAUGUUUUUCUGGGUAUUAUGGAGUACCACCGUACAGGUCCGUCGUCCGGCAUACAGGUUGUCGAGAUAUGAUGGAGUACCGCUGUAUGGGUCCGUCGUCCGGCCUACAGGAUUUUGAGGUGUGAUGGAGUACCGCUGUAUAGGUCCGUCGUCCGGCCUACAGGAUUUCGAGGUGUGAUUGAGUACCGCUGUAUAGGUCCGUCGUCCGGCCUACAUGAUUUCGAGGUGUGAUUGAGUACCGCUGUAUAGGUCCGUCGUCCGGCCUACAGGAAUUCGAGGUGUUAUGGAGUACCGCUGUAUAGGUCCGUCGUCCGGCCUACAGGAUUUCGAGGUGUGAUGGAGUACCGCUGUAUAGGUCUGUCGUCCGGCCUACAAACGUCUCUAAAUAAGAUGGAGUGCCGCAGUCCAGCUUACAGGUGUCUCUAGGCCUGUCCUGUUAGGGGCAUAUUCAUAUGUUGAGGGAGUUCUGCAGCCAUAACCCUCAGUGUAUUUAUAGGCCCGUCCUGUUAGGGGCAUAUUCAUAUGUUGAGGGAGUUCUGCUGCCAUAACCCUCAGUGUAUUUAUAGGCCUGUCCUGUUAGGGGCAUAUUCAUAUGUUGAGGGAGUUCUGCAGCCAUACCCCUCAGUGUAUUUAUAGGCCCGUCCUGUUCGGGGCGUCCAUAGGCCCGUCCUUUUAGAGGCUUCUUGGGAUGCUUACUAUGGAUUUUUAUUUAAAAAUAGGCCUUAACAUUGUUCGUGAUACGUGUACGUGUGUUGAGAUUAAACCUAUCGAUUAGUAUAUCAUUUAAUCAAACUUUACUUUUCAAAUUCUGUCUAUUUGUCCAACUAUCUCUUUCAGGGUUAAGGGCCUUGAAGUUUUGGAAGAAACAAGUUUCAGUUUUAAAUUCAAUAGUUUUACAGCGAUAUCCGUUUUCAUUGCAGCUACGUGUGUUUUCCUAAUAAGAGCCAAUCAGCGACGAAGUCAAGUUGCCGGAAGCUCGAAAAAUGUCAACAACCGCUAUGAGUAUAACUUUUUUAGCCAAUGGUUAUUUUGAUUGAAUAUGGAUUGUUAACGAUUGAAAGGAUGGCAGAUAGACUAAGCGAUGUGGAUCGUUUCAACAACUUCCUACAAACACUUAUGCGCUGCUGCGUAAAAGUUAUGAGGAAACUUUUGUCAAAGUUGGUUCAAACGCUUGGAUAUCCAUAUGUGGACAGAUUUCUUUCAAAGGAAAAAACACACAUACAAAGGAUGUCAUAUGCUUCUUCGCCAAAUAUCCAGGCGAUUUUAUUUCCUGAUACACCAACUGAUAUUGAGCAGUGGGAUUUUUCGCUGCUUAAUUGCAUUCUUAACCUUAUCCAAAGGAAGAUAAUUAUCCAGGAAUUCGGAAAUCCUAUUGAUCCAGUGCUUGAGAAGAACAAAGCUCAAGUUACUUCAACACCAAAAGGUAGAGCAUAUGAAACAACGCUGUACCCAACGCUUGGAAGACCAACGGAUACAAACAAAUGGUCCAUGCCAGUUUGCUCUUGUCUUCUAUCAGUGUUGUCGCCAAAGCCUCAGACAUUACUUGUUACAAUAAUGGAAUCGUUAGAUGACAUACGGGAACUUAGAAACCGCCUUUGCCAUCCUAAAAACCCUGCAAUGACCUCAUCAGAUUACGAAAGGCAAAUGCCUGUUUUGAGAACCUUUAUUGACGAAGCACUUGCAUACCUUGGAGAUGAUGCUGUUGAAUCUGAAGUAAAGACGGAAAUGUGUGACAUUGAAAAUGGCAAAAUGAAAACCUUUCUUUUGAUUGAUCAAAGUCAUCUUCAACAAUCAUACGACAAUGACAGGGACAUCAUUCAACGAUUAGACAAUAUAGAAAAAGCUGUAAAAGAUAUGCCGAGUCAAGGUGAACUGAAUUUGUUGGUGUUCUUUGGAAGGUUAGCUAAAGAACAAAAAGAACUUCUCUAUGCGAGUUAUAUUGAAACAUUUAAUGAAUGUUUGAAAAGCAGUUUACCUGAAGCAGAAGAAAAUGAGGAAUUAACGCAGCGUAUCACUCUUGCUUGUUGUAGGGCUUGGAAAAUCCUCGACAAUCCAUACGAAGGACGGCGUGUGCUUGGUGUCCGGCGGAAGUGCAUAGAAGUACAAAUUGGCUUUGACAAUGUCGUAUGCAUGUGGAGUUUCAUCAAAGACUUUUUGAAUGGAAGACUGGAAUCGGCAUUUGAGCCAAUGCAAACAUUGCUUAGGAGGCAAGAAGGAUUUGAAAAAUUGGAAUUAACCGUCAACGUUCCGGACAUCUUUUCAGUGUUAAUGCAAAUAGGUGAAGCAGUCGAGAUGGACAUUGGCUCGGUAAUGUAUAUGCUGGAAUUGUUUUCAGACGUUUCCAAUCGGAGGACACAAACUUCACAAGAAGAAGUCCAAAAUGUCAGUACUCAGACUGGGCCAAUCAAGCCUGAUGGACCAGAAGAGACUGUAGUUGAAGAAACAGACCGAUUAGUUGUUGCUAAAUCUAAAACGUUCUCGGAGGGAUUUUCUUUUGACGAAUUUGGAAAACGGGUUAUGACUUCUACAUCUCAAGAAUAUGAAAAGGCCGUUGAGAAAAUAACUAUUGACGGACCUGUACAACAGGUUAAGCCUUUGCAGAUGGAAGGAUCUAAACAGCCGGUAGAGGAAUGCAUGAUAGACGAAUCGAGUGGACAUAGUUUGACAGCGAGUGAAUAUGAAAAGUCCAUGGCUUAUUUUUCGACUGAUAUGUCUGAAAUAAACAAGGAAUUAGUCAGUCGCUUUUGUGAGCCUUGUUUACAAGAUAAAAUUAAAAAUCAAUGCGUUGUCAAAUGCAAAGAAUGCGACGAAUUCCUUUGCUCUGAUUGUGCCCGGGUACAUGGGAACAUGAAGAUGACCAAAAAUCACAUUUUAAUAGCGAAACAAAGUGAUGAUCUCGGCAGCCUGUCCUUCAUCCCAGCCCCAACCCAAGACUUGACCAGACUGACGUUUACCCAAGCCCCAGCCAUCUCAGUAAAGUCUCCCUCUGACCCGAAGGACUGCAUCCUUACCAGUAUGCUUCUUCUGCCUGAGAACAGACUGCUACUAACUGAUUUGGGUAACCAUAAAGUAAAGCUGCUUGACCUGCAGACCAACAUCCUGGUGUCGCAGGUCAGUGUAAUGCCAGGUGCACCAUUAGACAUGUGUCUCCUUCCUGUGGAUAGGGUGGCUGUUAGUUUAGACGAUGGUAGUAUUAGGUUCCUGAAGACACGGGAACUACUCUCCCUUGGUGAUAGUAUCAAGGUAGACAUUGACUGUCGAGGUAUUGGUUACUAUAAUGACCGGCUAAUAGCUUCCUUUUCGAGCGGAAAGGUAAAGAUGAUGGACAUGGCAGGGGAAGUGAUAACAAUGAUUUACAGGGAUGAUAGUGGGAAACCAGUAUUUUCAAAUCCUCGCUACCUCAUAGUAGUGCUCCAUGAAUACCAAAAAGCAGCCAUCUAUGUUUCGGAUUGUGGCAAACACAACAUCACUAAGCUGGACAUGGACCUGAACAUCCUCCAGAUAUUCCACGAUCCAGCACUCAGAGGACCACAAUGCAUCACUGCAGUGGGAAACCAGCUGCUUAUCUGUGGAAGGAAUAGUGACAAUAUAAUAAGCUUAGAAUUGUCCAGUGAUCAGAUGACGCAACUACUUGGACAGAAGGAAGAUAUACACAGGCCAAUAAGUGUUUGCUACAGUCAGCAACAGAAAAGGCUCUACGUUUCUGAUGCAUAUGGGUUGAGUGAGUUGAAUCGUCCAAUUCAAGUAUUCAGUGGCAAUGAACAAAUAACAGAUUCUCAUGCGUCAUGACUUACCAAGUCAUAUAUCUCACUGCUUUGAAGGUAAAGGGGAUACCGUCUGAGCUACAUCAGAAUAGAGUCCAUGUGAUACCUGUCAAUAUUUCAAAACUACAGAUGCUGUUAUUCAAUUAAAGCAUAAAAACAUAAGGUGUACAGUAUUUUACAGAUAUUUAGUUCCAUGCAAGAUAUGAGACUCAUUUUAAGAGUUAUAACAAUGUUGAUGCAAGUGGUUAAGAAGACUGAAAAUAUACACAUUUAACGAAAUAAAUAACGUGUGACUAAAUUAAUAAAUUUGUUAGGAGUAUAUUUUCUAUUGUCCUUCUUUACUUUAAUAUUAAUUUAGUUAUUCAUUGAGUUACUAAUAAAAUCAGGAUUGAUGUAGAUUUUCGUCUUGUCUAAAGUAUGUGUAACGUAAUGAUCUUAUUAAGGUUUUUCAUGAUAUAAUUAGCUUUUAAUUAAAUGGAUAUUUGUCUUUAUAUUGAAUAUUUAGUAAUUAUCGUAGGUCAUAUUAGAUUGUUAAUGAAUGCGUAAGUGGUUGACAGCCGACUUGGUACAAAUGCACAGAAAUGCAUAAAUUGUCAUGUUAAAUACAAAAACGUGUGUCAAUUUUGCCUCAUAUUCUUGGUAUUUAAGUUGGAUCAUUUUCUAUGUAGAAGGGUAGAGGCCGGUUGAACUCCGGAUUGAGUCCGGCUUGGACUUUAGUUAGGUUUUGGUAAUGAGAUAAAGAACGUUAUAUUGUACCUAGAACUUUAUUAUUAUAUUAAGAAAGAACAUUUUAAAUUAAGAACGAAUAGAGGAACAAUUGUUGGUUAAUGACUUAGAGUUCUAGAAAGUUCUGGAGAGUUCUGUGGCUGUUACGCUACACAUGUUACAUAUGGAGGGCUAUAAUGCUUUCAAAUUUAACAUAAAGGUGACCAUAGUAUGUCUUUCCCAGUGCUGAUUGCUUUAAUUAAAAAGGACCACAUAGAGAUCACUGAAGUAACAUGUACUUAUGAUACUAAUCUUAAUCCUUCAUCAUCAGCGUAUCAAUGUGAAGCAACAUUUGCAUAAUUGAUUUAAUUCUUGCACACGAAAAAUUGGACAAAAAAUAAAAUAAAAAAACGUUUUCUGGCUGGGUCCGGUACUCACAUGAUUGAAGUAGGCGGAGUUCUUAAUCGAAAUCAUUGAGCAUUGAAAACAUCUCUCAAAUUAAUGAGUUUCAAAUUUAUAUUGACAAAUAAUUCAGAGCGCUAUAUAAGACAGAUACGGGUAAUUAUCGACCGUUAUCAGACCAGAUGCUUGAUUGGUGUCAAUAUCGGGUUAUGAACGCAGUAUGGCUGUUGAAAGUGGGUUGAGUCCGAAGGACUCCACGCGUACUUUAACUAGCUCAACUGUGUUCAUAUCCCGGAUAAUGACAUCAAUCAUGCAAUUCAUUAAUUAUAUUUAAAUCUAUAGUUUAUUAUUUAUUUCAAGAAUUUUUCAAUACGUAAUUUCAUUCAAGAAAACCUUACAUAAUUAUUUCUCAUUCUGUAAAUACAUCGAGUCGACCGUAACCGGAAACAGUUUCGAUCAUAUGACGUCAAAAUGACGUAGACUUUUUUAAUUACUUCAUAGUUAUUACGAUAAAUCACUUAUUUAUGUAAAAUUUAAUCAUUUAAGACAACAAUACAUUGAACAAUCAUAAAUAAAAACGUUUCAAUAUGUGGAUUAAAGUUGUUCGUGGACUGCAGAAACUAUAGAAUAAAAAGAGAAACAACAUUCAUUUUAUAUCAAUACGCAAUGAUUCGCGAUCCGAACAUAACUCGCAAUUGGCGAAAGGCCGUUAUUUGAGGAUAAGAAGUUGAGGUGAAAAUAUUUAACUUCAUCCUUAUAUUUCAGCCUAACUUUUACAUGUAUAUAUAUAUAUAUGUGAGUAUGCCUUUAUCGAGACCCGUUUGAUCGAAGAUUUCAUAAAAACUAUUUCUAUAAAUACACAAAUACAUGGAACAACUUCAGAAUAAACUUCCUUUAUUAAUAUUGAACACUCAUAAUUAUUCAUUUCCUUACACUGUUACAUUUCAAAGUAAUGUUUGAGUAUCUCUUAGUAUCAAGCUCUAAGUAGUUCUUGUAUACAACUGUCUUUACUAAAGUUUCUCAUUAAGCUAUGUUAUUGUCCAUUAAGCAUCUACUAGAGUAGUUUGUGACGAAGUAAGUACUUCAUAUAUGCUUCUACAAGAAAUCUUUAUCAAGAUUAACCUUAAGCGUUGUAUGAGAAGGUAAAUCCAUUGUUCAAUUGAAGCGGAUGUAAAAUCCUUGCAAGUUAAGUAACUUUGCGCUGCUGUUUUAUCCUACAAAAAUCAUUUUGUUUACAUAAUACAUAAAACAGGUUAAAGUAUGAAAAUGUGUUUACUUCAUAUUUCGGCAAAUUAUGAAAUCAAAUGUUGAUUUAUAUAAACAGCAUAGUUUCCUUAUUCAGUAUAGUCACGACACGGGGAUUAUUUCUAUACUAAAGUUUAACUGGUUUAGUUUACCACCUACCACACCAUAGCUAUG
Mya arenaria is the source of this 8207-nucleotide messenger RNA. RefSeq lists its product as uncharacterized. The transcript is spliced from 9 exons. The record is from RefSeq and is a predicted model, not a curated record. NCBI's taxonomy places the organism in Eukaryota, Metazoa, Mollusca, Bivalvia, Myida, Myidae. The coding region runs from base 2938 to 5706 and encodes 922 amino acids.